Molecule: messenger RNA, 2499 nt
Organism: Thamnophis sirtalis
Lineage: Eukaryota; Metazoa; Chordata; Lepidosauria; Squamata; Natricidae
Gene: PCDHGC3
Product: protocadherin gamma subfamily C, 3
Biological process (GO): homophilic cell-cell adhesion
Cellular component (GO): plasma membrane
Molecular function (GO): calcium ion binding
Source: RefSeq, a predicted model, not a curated record
AUGAACGGCGCUGCUGGAAAGAACCGAUGGGUAACACAAUGGCUGCAAUUACUGGGGCUUUGGCUGGGUGUCUCGGAUUGGGCUUUUGCAUUCAUCCGCUAUACAAUUCCCGAGGAAAUGCCGAAGAACUCGUUGGUAGGAAAUGUAGUGCUUGACCUGGGCUUAGAUCUCCGGCAGUUACGAGCUCGAAAUCUUCGGGUUGUGUCGGGAGGCAGCAGAAAAUACUUCGAAGCAGAUCUCAAUACUGGAAAGUUGCUAGUCAAUGAGAGAAUCGACAGGGAGGAACUUUGUGCGACUCUCUCUCCUUGUGUCCUAAGCCUGCAAAUCAUCGCGGAAAACCCCCUGGAGCUCUACGGCGUAGCUGUGGAAGUCCAAGACAUCAACGACAAUGACCCAGUUUUCCCGAGCAAACAAAUGAGACUGGAAAUCAGCGAGUCAGUGUCACCUGGAGCACGUUUUCCUUUGGAGAGCGCACAGGACCCCGAUGUGGGAAUUAACUCUUUGCAGACUUACCAGCUCAGCUCCAAUCAGCACUACGCAUUGAACGUACAGACUGGAGGAGAUAAUACAAAAUAUGCAGAGUUAGUGCUGGAGAAGACACUGGAUAGGGAGCAGCAAAAAGAAAUCCUACUGAUUCUCACAGCUCUGGAUGGAGGAAAUCCACCUAGAUCUGCUACCUUGCAGGUACUCAUUGAUGUCCUAGAUGCAAAUGACAACGUCCCUAUCUUCAAUCAAUCUAUUUACAAAGCCAGCGUGAGAGAGGACACACCCUUAAACACUUUGGUGGCCAGAACAAGAGCUUUUGAUCUGGAUGAGGGCCCUAAUGGAGAAAUAAUUUACUCCUUCAGCAGUCACACUCCUGCUAGAGUUCGGCAGCUUUUUGUUUUAGACUCUGAUACUGGAGAACUGAGGCUCAAUGGAUUGCUGGAUUUUGAAGAAAUCAAAUUUUAUGAGAUUUAUGUCCAGGCAAAAGAUAAAGGCGCCAAUCCUGCAGAGGCUCAUUGCAAAAUAUUGGUAGAAAUUAUUGAUGUCAAUGACAACUUCCCAGAAAUCACAGUGACAUCAGUGUACAGCCCUGUACCAGAAGACACAGCUCCAGGAACAGUAAUUGCUUUGCUAAGUGUCACAGAUCAGGACUCUGGUGAUAAUGGCCUUGUAAACUGUUUUAUACCUUUUGGCACUCCUUUUGCCCUUAGCUCUUCACUUAAAAACUACUACACAUUGCAAACGAAAGAACCACUGGACAGGGAAAUUACUUCUGAGUAUAAUAUCACAAUUACUGCUAAGGAUGCUGGCUCACCCUCUCUCAUGGAAAAAAAACAAAUAUUUGUUAAAGUGUCUGAUAUAAAUGACAAUCCCCCUACAUUCCCACUAUCUUUCUAUGAUGUGUAUGUGGAGGAAAAUAACCUUCCAGGGGCUAUUAUUUUUAAUAUUAGUGCCUCUGAUCCAGAUCUGGACCGGAAUUCCCGUCUUUCUUACUCUAUCUUGGAAAAUGAGAAACAUGACAGAGAUCAGGUUAGCAGAUUUUUUUCUAUUAACCGGGAGAAUGGUACCAUUUAUGUCCUAGCACUUUUGGAUUAUGAAAACAUAAUGGAGUUCAGGCUAGUGGUACAAGUUCGUGAUGGAGGAUUUCCACCCCUUGCCACCAACGUCACAAUCAAUAUUUUUGUCACAGAUCAAAAUGACAAUGUACCCAGGGUCUUAUAUCCAACUUCAGGUAACAAUUCUUUGUUUUCAAAAGUAGUGUCCACAGUCAGUCCUGGAUAUCUGGUUACCAAAAUUGUGGCCUGGGAUGCAGAUGCUGGUUAUAAUGCUUGGCUUUCCUAUGUACUUCAUGAAGCCACUGACCCAGGACUCUUUGCUGUGGGCUUGUAUUCUGGGGAGAUAACAACAACCCGCUCACUACAAGAAGAAGAUUCUCACAAGCAAACUUUAAUAAUUUUAAUAAAAGAUCAUGGAGAACCAGCAUUGUCCUCCACUGCAACCCUUAUUGUAACAAUAGCAGAGACAUCCAGGGAGACACUGACAGACUUUACAGUAGUGUCUACCACACCACAAUCAAAGAAACACUUGACUUUCUACUUGAUCCUUGCUAUUAUUCUAAUAUCUGUGGCCUUCUUUGUCACAGUGGUUGGAGUAGGCUCUUAUAAAUUUUACAAAUGGAGGCAAUCCAAGGAUAUCUUUAAGGCCUCCAGGAGCAACCUUUAUAGAACCCCAGAACUUUUCAACCAUGUUGAUACUGUGCGGAGUGGGGUUUUUCCUCCAGAUUUCUACCACCAGUUUCUUACCACUGACUCUUGCCAGAGCGAUCUUCUAUACAAAAUGCCUUUUGCUCCCAGUACUAUAGGGAGUCAUCAAAGUACUGUUACAAGAUGUGAUCCUGCGAUGUACAACCAGAUAAGUACUAGUAGCAGACUGCUAGUGCCCUCUGAGGUAAUGUAUGUUUGUCCUUUUCCAUCUAUGUCUGGAAAACUCAGUUCUGAGCCUAAAUUAACUUAA